AUGGCCAGGUCGAUUAUCAUACUGUUGGUAUCCUUGAUUCAACUCUGUUCAUUUUCUUCUUCAUCCGAUGAUCAUCUACAUGAGGGAAAAUCAUUGUCAGUGGAUACCAAAGGAGAUGUUUUAAUUUCAUCAGAUGGGACCUUCAGCGCCGGGUUUCACCCCGUUGGCCAAAACGCUUACUCCUUUUCCAUUUGGUUCAACAAACCCUCUUGUAGCCACAAUUGCACCGUCGUGUGGAUGGCAAACCGUGACUAUCCCGUCAACGGAAGACACUCGAAGCUCACCUUAACGAAACACGGUAAUCUUGUUUUGACCGAUGCUGGACGUAUCACAGUUUGGGCCACCGACACGGUGUCUCAUCUCUCCGCUGCACAUUUAAAACUCUACGACGGCGGCAACCUGGUCCUGCAUGAUUCCACGGGUGCAACACUUUGGCAAAGCUUUGAUUCACCCACAGAUACUUUGCUUCCGCUUCAACAACUCAAAAAGCACGCCAAGCUUGUCUCAUCAAGAAGCCGAAACAACUGUUCUUCGGGUUUCUUUAAUCUCUACUUCGAUUCUGAUAACGUUCUUAGUCUUUUAUAUAAAGGUCCCGAGGUUUCCAGUAUUUAUUGGCCAAGCCCCUGGCUUUUGAGAUGGGAAGUUGGAAGAUCCACCAACAACAAUAGCAGAAUUGCAGUACUGGAUCCUUUGGGCAAAUUUAGUUCAACUGAUAAUUACACCAUUAAGUCUGCUGAUUAUGGUAAGAGGAUUCAUAGAAGAUUGACCAUUGAUUUUGAUGGCAAUGUUCGAUUGUACAGCCUAAAUGAAAGGGAAGACAAAUGGGUUGUUUCAUGGCAGGCCUACCCUCGACUAUGCAAGAUUCACGGAACUUGCGGCCCGAACAGUGUAUGCAGUUCCAGUCCCAAAUAUGGUAGGAAAUGUUCUUGCAUUCCUGGAUAUAGGAUGAAGAAUCACACAGAUUGGUCCUUUGGUUGUGUACCUGAAUUUGAUCUUUCUUGUAAUGGAGUUGAGGCUGGUUUUAUAAGUCUUAGACAUACUGAAUUUUACGGCUACGAAUAUGCUAUUUAUACAAAUUACACUGUAGAGAUGUGCAAGAACUUAUGCUUGGAGCAAUGCAAUUGCAAAGGUUUCCAAUUUAGGUUUCAUAAAUCCCAUCAACCGUAUAGUACAUACUGUUAUCUCAAGUCUGAACUGAGGAAUGGCUAUCACGAGCCAUUUUUUGACGCAGACAUCUACUUGAAGUUGCCAAAGACCAAGCUUUCAUUGUCCUAUGAGCUUGUUCAAGAUUACAGCCUUGAAUGCUCCGUUCAAGUUGAGCAGCUCACACGAACGUAUCACGAAAGCAAGGAAAACGAUCCAUUCAAGUUGUUCCUUCGGUUUCUAUCGAAAAACACUGUUCUCUGGUCUACCUGUGCCAUUGGAGGAAUAGAGUUUCUAAUCAUUUUCUUGGUUUGGUUUUUCUUGAUUAGAACGUGGCACGAGUCAGAUCUAAUGGGAAGCUACCACCUAAUUGCUGCAACAGGUUUCAGAAAAUUCACAUAUUCUGAGCUUGAUAAGGCAACAAAUGGUUUCAGGAAAGAAAUUGGAAGAGGCGCCGGAGGAAUUGUGUACAAAGGCAAACUGCCGGAUGAUAGAAUCGCUGCUAUCAAGCGACUCAUUGAUGCGAAUCAUGGGGAAGCUGAAUUCCUAGCAGAAGUGAACACCAUUGGGAAGCUUAAUCACAUGAACUUGAUAGACUUGUGGGGAUAUUGCGUGGAGGGAAAGCACAGGCUUUUGGUCUACGAGUACAUGGAGCACGGAUCCUUGGCGGAAAACCUCUCUUCUAAAACACUUGAUUGGGAGAAAAGAUUUCAAAUUGCAUCAGGAACUGCAAAAGGCUUAGCUUACUUACAUGAAGAAUGUUUGGAGUGGAUUCUUCACUGCGAUAUAAAGCCUCAAAACAUUCUCAUAGGCUCUAAUUUCCAGCCUAAAGUGUCAGAUUUUGGGCUCUCAUGGUUGCUAAACCGAGGUGAUGUAAAGCAUUCAAAAGUCUCAAGGUUAAGAGGAACCAGAGGUUAUAUGGCGCCGGAGUGGGUACUCAACAUGCCAAUCACCUCCAAAGUUGAUGUCUACAGCUAUGGGAUCGUUUUACUUGAGUUGGUCACCGGAAGAAGUCAUUCAAAAGGAGUAGAAGGUGAAAGGGAAGAGGUGCAAAGAACGUUAAUCAAAUGGGUGAAGGACACGAUUGAUGCGACUGAAACAUGGAUGGAGAUGAUAAUAGACCCAACGUUGGAAGGGCAAUACGACAAGACCGAGAUGUCGAUCUUGGUGACCGUAGCUCUCCGAUGUGUCGAAGAGGAUAAAGAUGCGAGACCGACAAUGGGUGAAGUGGUUCGGAUGCUUCUUCAACUUGGAGAAAAGCAUUGAGCAAACAUAUUCAUGUUCAAUCCCAGAAACAUCGAAUCUUGGGUUAUAAGUUGUAACCAAGCUUAAAAGAAUAUUUACAAUAAAACAAUGGGU
Messenger RNA from Hibiscus syriacus, 2502 nucleotides. Its product is annotated as putative receptor protein kinase ZmPK1. Lineage: Eukaryota; Viridiplantae; Streptophyta; Magnoliopsida; Malvales; Malvaceae. The coding region runs from base 1 to 2409 and encodes 802 amino acids. The transcript has a single exon. Gene Ontology annotation, molecular function: protein serine/threonine kinase activity; ATP binding. The record is from RefSeq and is a predicted model, not a curated record. Gene Ontology annotation, biological process: protein phosphorylation; recognition of pollen.